Molecule: messenger RNA, 1746 nt
Organism: Symbiodinium natans
Lineage: Eukaryota; Dinophyceae; Suessiales; Symbiodiniaceae
Source: the annotation of a GenBank genome assembly
AUGAAGCCGCCCACCCUCGUGCUGCUCCCCCUGCUGGCGGCGGCACCCGCGCCGCAGAUGCCCGACAUCAAGGGUAUGCCCGGCAUGUCAAACGCCUUCGCCCGCGGGGGGCCGCCAUGGCGCAAGGCCACCGAGAAGGUCUUCAACGAGGCCUGUCAGAUGAAUCGUGGGCAGCCAUCGGUGUUUUGCUACCCGGACAUGAAGGAACUGCUCGAAGGUCUGUCCAAGGCUUCAGAAUAUGGAGCCGACUUCACGAGCGAAACGUUCCUAUUGGACAUACAUGUGGUGGUGGAGCAGUUGCUUGGCUGGCCCUCUGCAUGGACCGGGGUGAACCAGGUCCUCGCAUCGCGGCACCAAUGGAGCAGGCACUACUGCGACAAGAUUCUCGGCGACUCGCCGAUAUGGUAUGCCCCGCCACUGGUUCGCAAGAGCUUUAUCACACCUCGGUCGACCAUUGCGCAAAUCGAGAAGGACCAGCCUUAUGUGGCCGCAGCCUUCAGCCGCUACCUGGAAGAGUUGGGCAAGAAUGGUGACGGCAAGACCAAGGAGCUGAUACGAGUGCUGAAGGCCAACGACGUCGCGGACAUCAAGAGCAAGUCCGUGCAUGCUCGGCCGAUGAUGCGCCUGAUGAUGCACGAGCACGCGAAAGUGCUCAAGUUCAUCCUCGGGAAAGCCUGCAAAGGCAGCAAGAAAGCAUGGGCCAAGUUCGAAAGGCAGGACUUGAAUGGCCUGACCAUCGUGCAUCACGUCGCCAGCCAGGGGAACACCGCCGCGGUGGAAGCGAUCCUCCGCGCUGCUCCCAAGCCCAAGCGGCAGCAGCUGGCAUCGACGCGCGAUGGCUAUGGCUACCUCCCCGAAGACUGGGCCGCGCUUGGGGACUUCAACGACACCGUGGCGGCGUUGCGCAAGUGGCGCGGAGACGAGGAGGCGGUCAGUGACAUCGUGGCGCCUGCAGAGCCCCUAAAGCUGUUCCGGGAAGCGGGCUCGGCCGCAGCUGACCCUGAGGAGUGCCCCGCGUCGGAUGCCUCCUGUGGAUCUGGUGGCUGGCGCCAGGCCGAACUUUCCGCCGUGCCGGCGGAGUGGCUUCCGGGGCCCGAGGCUCCUUGCGCCAUCGACACGAUACUUGCUUCGCAGUUCGACAUCGACACAUUUCUCAGGCAUUACCUGUUGCAUCCUCGCCCUUUGCUGAUCAAAGGAGCUGGGAAGCCGGAUGCCUCUUCCGCGGGAAACUGGACCCGCGCUGGGCUCCUGGCCGCUGCUGGGGAGAGGAAGGUUGAAGCCGAACUCUUCCCGCGUGCGCAGGCCUUCGAUGGCACAAGACCAUUGAAGAUGAGCUUGAGGGAGUACCUGGAGCUCAUGGACAAUCGAUCUGCAGACCUGAGCUUCGCAAAGAAGAAGCUCCAGUACGGGUAUCUACCGCUCGACGUGAACGAGGUCUACCUAAACUUUUCUGCUGUUCUGCCGGAGGUGCUGAAUGGGCAGGUGGAUCACAAGGGAACUGUCUUCCUCCUGGGUGGGGUCCUGUCUGGCACGCCCCCACAUCAUCACGGCCCCAGCGCGAACUCGCUGGUUUAUGGCACGAAGCUUUGGUUCCUGGACCCGCCCGGUCGUGAGAUUGUGGCGCACGAGCCCAUCUACGACUACCUCAAGCGCAGCAAGGGGGCGUGCAGCACUCAGCAGAGACCACUUCUGAACGUGGAUGCUGCUGUGCGCUCUACAGGUGCGGACUUGACCCUUAAACCCUAA